UUUGUUUCAAUUAACAUUUCCCCUUCUAGUUUAGAUUUUCAUCCUACCGGAAGAUGGUCAAUUUAUACAAAUUUCCCUUCCUGUCGUAGGGUACUUAAGAGAUAUAAAAAAUUUUAAGUGCCUGUGUUAAUAGCAAAAAUAAUAUUCAUACUAAUAGCGUGACCUCCUCUAGAAGUUAUCAGUUCGAUUUAAAGACUUUUUUGUCUUAUAUCAAUAUUUAUUUUUCGUUAUACGUUGAAUAUGCUUCAUAAUCGGUGGACGAAGUACCAUACAAAAUGACGACCUGCAGUGUUCUACAGUAUGUAGCGAAAAUUAUAACAAUACAUACGAGUAUUUUAAUAAGUAGUUCUACUUGUGGCGCGUAUGAUCAUAGCAGCUACACUAGGCUACCACGCAGCAUCAGCUGUUCUCUUCCACAACACCCACAAUUCGGUAAUUGGACCAUCUACAACUCCCCUUCGCAGUUGUCUCCUGGUACGUCGGUACCAGAACAAACAGUCCUAGAAAUAAGUUGUCAGGAGAGUUACAGAAUAGACGGUGAAGACUUCACCACUUGUAUCCGGGGGACAUGGAAACCCAAAAUUGGACAGUGCUUACGGACCUGCCCCACGAUAAAUACCACCUUGGCAAUGAGAGUGACUUGCAGACGUAACCACCAAACACUAGACUCUUGUGCUAACGUUUUUGAUAGCACAGUUGCGUACUUUCAAUGUGCUGACUAUUUCGAGUUCCAGACUUCGGACGAAGAACAGACGCGAUGGUGCUCGAACGGAAACUGGGUUGGGAGUUUACCCAUGUGCGUACCUAUUUGCGGCCAAUCAUCGCCUAUAGCAGAUCCUACAUUAAUUAUUGGAGGAAAGAAAGCAGAAAGAGGUAAAUACCCAUGGCAGGUCGCUUUAUAUGACGCUCAGAGCAAAACUUUACUUUGUGGAGGAACUCUAUUAAAUCAAAGAGUCGUCUUAACAGCGGCACAUUGCGUUACAAACGCUGAAGCUCAUCUAGAAUCAACAGAAAAAUAUAUAGUGGCAGCUGGAAAAUAUUUUCUAUCUUACAGUCAUCCCGACGAUGCCAACCACACACAGUUUUCUUCUGUAUUUGAAAUGUUUAUUCCGUAUCAGUAUAGAGGACCCGCUCGACAUUAUGCUGGAGACAUUGCCCUUGUAGUUACGAGUAAAAUCUUUAAUCUUACUAUCAACGUUAGACCCAUAUGUAUUAUAUGGCAGACGACACGUUAUAAAGAGCUAUUAGAUCCUACUAGAACGAAACGUGCUUAUGUCAGCGGUUGGGGUUUCACUCGAGAGUUCACAGAUCGUCCUGAUGUUCUUAACGACUUGGAAGUUCCCCUGAUUAGCGAUCAAAUGUGCAUGGAUGAACUACCCGAUGAAGAUACUGAAUAUGUGACUGACGAUAAGUUCUGUGCUGGCUUUUUAAAUUCUAGUACUUCCGUGUGUAAAGGCGACAGUGGUGGAGGCCUGGUAAUAAAACGCGACAAACGUUACUACAUCAUUGGAAUUGUGAGUAUUUCACCUCGAGGAGCCACACAACAUGGUGGCUGCAACAGCCAACUGUACACUCUUUACACUAAAUUUUCCUCCUACAUUGAAGACUUCGUAAUGGAGAAUGAAGCCAAAUUUAGGCCUCGUUUUGAUUGUCGAGUUAUUUCUGACUGUAACAACAUUGUACUGAGUACAGAGUCGCCAUCAACAAGAGUGAUCGUUACAAAUUCGUCUAACGGUAAUGGCUGCAUUUUACCGAAUCAUCCAGAAUUUGGCAAAUGGCUCGUUAAUGGAUCAGAAAGACUUCAACCUGGAAUGUCAGUAGCAACAGAAACCCGACUAAACGUACAAUGCGACGAGCAUUUUAAAUUAGAUGGUGGACGGGUAGUAAUUUGUAAGGACGGAAAGUGGUCGAGGGAUGUUGGACGAUGUCUGGUCGCAGAAGUCUGUCCAGCAAUAGUUAGCACACCACGUAUGCAAGUCACAUGUACCUACAAAGGCAAAGAAAGGAAAAACUGUAUUAGAGCCGUGGAAGGCACUCAAGCCAAGUUUCAGUGUGCCAACUUUUACGAAGACGUGCAGUUGAAAAUUAGACCCCCUCAGUUCUGCAUCAAUGGGGAGUGGAAUCAACCAAAUCCUCAGUGUGAACCAGUAUGUGGGAGAAGGCCAACCAGAAAUUCAACUAUUGGUGUGUCUAACGUUACCUCUGAAGAUUAUCCAUGGCAUGUAUCUAUAUCUUUGUACAAUCAGCAAUAUUCUGUAUGCAAUGGAAUUCUUUUAAGUCAAAGAGUGAUACUCACAGCUGUGGAUUGUCUGAGGUAUCCAGACGAUUUGAUACCCAAAGAAAAUGUCAGCGUAGCUGUAGGAAAGAAUUAUGGUGAAUUUGACGACGCCAGGGACACGGAGGCACAAUUUUCUCAAGUGAACGAAAUCUUUAUACCCUUUGACUAUGAAGUCGGGACUGCAAAUAUUGCUGUUUUAAUUACAAAAAAAACGUUUGUGUUGUCUCGGAAUGUCGUGCCGGUAUGUUUAGACGUCGGCCAAAAUUACAAAUUUUUAGAAAAUCAAUUUUUUUAUAUCAGCAGUUGGGGUUAUGACGAUGUUUUAAAAGAACGAAAAAUUCAGGUGUCUUUUAAAAAUGCAUUAAAUUUUGAAGGACAUUCAAGGGACACAAUCUGCUUAUUCGAUGACAAGAUGGGGAUAAACUACCUUGGUAGUGGUCUUGUGUACGAAUUCAAUGACAAGUACUACGUAGCUGGGAUUAUGGAUAUUCCCAUAGUCGGGCAUUUUGACACGUUUCCACAAUAUGCCAAUAUUUCGAAAUAUAUGAGUUCCUUUAUUUUACCAAAAUUAUCUACAACUGAAACGUAUCUCGUCAUUUAUAACCACCGGAAUUCCCGUUUUAGAUAUCUGGUAAUAAGUAUAAACAGACAACCGAGCUCGACCUUUUUUGCUUCAGUUAUCAAUUUAGUGCGAAUUUUGUCGUAUAUCAUUAUGCGUAUCCAAAUCGAUAACGGUGUGAUGGUUGCCAUAAUUGGUUUAUGCAUUUUGGUUCAUUGCACCGACAGCAAAACCAGAACACCACGACUCUCCCCUAACAAUAGCUGUGUUCUGCCACCACAUCCACAAUUUGGCCGAUGGACCAUUUACGAAGCCACCGCUCAGCUAUCCCCUGGAAGCCACGUACCGCCCCGUACUACUUUAGAACUAAGCUGCCAAAAAAACUACAAAAUAGUGGGCGACGAUACCGUUACCUGCAUUCGUGGAAAGUGGAAAUCCGAAAUUGGAGAAUGUUUACGGACGUGUCCUAAAAUCAGCAGCACUUCAGUGAUGAAUGUAAAUUGCAGCCGCAACGGAAAACAGUUGGACUCUUGUGAAAAUCCUUUCGUCGGAACCGUAGCUCGAGUUAGCUGUGCUAGUUAUUACGAAGAGCAGCCUGCGGGACGAGGACCAAUCCAGUGUAUUGACGGGAUUUGGAAUCGGAGUAUUCCGAAGUGCAUUCCAAUAUGCGGCGAAUCUUCACACGAAAAUAACCCUACAUUAAUUGUGGGCGGAGCUAAAGCAGAGCGGGGACAGUACCCUUGGCAAGCCGCUUUGUACAAAGCACAGGAUAAAAGUCUACUUUGUGGUGGAACUCUACUAAAUCAAAGAGUCGUGGUCACAGCAGCACAUUGCGUAACAAAUUCCGAAGCUCAAGUACAACCAAAAGACAACUAUGUCGUUGCAGUUGGAAAAUAUUUUCGACAGUACGACCAUUCUGGCGAUGCAAAAACGGCACAGUUUUCUUCUAUACUUGAAAUCUUCGUUCCGUAUCAGUACAAAGCACAAGCGCGCCAUUAUUCCGCAGACAUCGCUGUCAUAAUAACAGAGAAAAAGUUCGAUCUGUCUGAUAGCGUGGGACCUGUGUGUGUCAUGUGGAACCCAAGACGCCACCAAAUGUUGGUAGAUCCUACCAUAGCAAAGCGUGCCUAUGUUAGUGGUUGGGGCUACACCUCCGAGCAAAAAAAUCCUUCUGAUGUUCUCAAACAUUUAAAAGUGCCCAUUAUCACUAACGAAAGGUGCUUAGGAAGCUUGGACCCCGACGACGUGAAAUACAUGACCGACGAUAAAUUGUGUGCUGGUUUUUUAAAUUCUAGUGCUUCUGCUUGCAGUGGAGACAGUGGCGGAGGUCUCGUGUCUAAAUACAAAGGGCGUUUUUAUAUCGUUGGAAUUGUAAGUAUUUCGCCGAAGGCCCACCAUGCUGUAGGUGGAUGUGACAGUCAGCAAUAUACCCUGUAUACGAGAUUUUCCGCCUAUAUGGAGAACUUCGUACUGGACAAAGAGGCACGAUUUAGACCUCGUUUUGGGUGUACAAACGAGUCCGACUGUGACAGUAACGAUUUACUAACUAGUAGCAAGCGUUGUACCCUACCGAACCACCCCGAAUUUGGUAAAUGGAGUGUUUCUGGGCCAGGAAAGGCCUUUCAGCCUGGAAUGUCAGUAGCAGCAGGAACCGUUUUGACAAUACAGUGUAACGAGAAUUUUGCACUGGAUACUCCAAACACAAUAUUUUGCUGCAAUAAGAACGGGUCAUACCAUUUAGGGAACUGUUUGAAAAUGUGUCCAGUGAUAGUGGGUACAGAAAGCAUGCAAGUCACAUGUAGCUAUAAAGGCGAAGAAAGAAAAAAUUGUACUGGAGCUGUGGAAGGUACUGUCGCCAGGUUUCGGUGUGUUAACUUUUACGAAAAUGUGGGUUCGGAUAGGGAAUUGGUUCACGUAUGUGUCAAUGGGUCCUGGGACCAGUCACCUCCUGUGUGCGUACCAUCAGCAUGUGGCAAAAAAUCAUCGUCGAAUACAAAUCAAGUGACCAACAUAUCUGACGUCAUAGCUUCGUCAGAUUAUCCAUGGCAUGCAACGAUAUACAAUGUACAAAAAACGCCUGAGUUUGUCUGCAGUGGAUCGCUUUUAAGUCCGAAACUCGUUUUAACAGUUGCAAUUUGUGUCACUGACGCUAAAGGAAAAACAAAAUCUAAAGAAAAUUAUGAAGUGGCUGUUGGAAAAAUAUACAACAAUUCUACCGACAAUAGAGACGCUCAAUUUUCUAGGGUGCACAAAAUUCUUCUAGCUAGCGAAAACGUUGGUGAUAGUUAUAGUGGCAACAUUGUAAUUCUAGUUACAACAAAAACUUUCGUUCUAUCGACCAGCGUCUUCCCUGUAUGUAUAGAUCUCCACCAAAGAUACAUUUUUUCAGAAAAUAAGUAUGGAUUUGUGAGUGCUUUUGGUUCAAUAGGAGCUUCUAAUUAUACGAAAGUCUUGAAAGAACAGAAAAUAUAUUCUCCUUCUCGCUCUAUAUGUCAACACUGUCUGAUUGACAGUUUUCGUCGUUAUUUUUUAACAAAUGACAAAAUGUGUGCUUCGUGUCCCAGUAGAGGAAAUGGGUGCAUCGUCGACAUUGGUAGUGGUUUGGUGUAUAACCACCAUGGACGGUAUUACGUCACUGGUAUUCAGACUGCUUUAGUAACAAAUUAUUUUGCAACAAAAUGGUGCAAUAUUUCCCGUUUUGUGGUGUACACAGAGAUCUCCCAUUCUUUAAAUUUCUUAAAUUUAACACUAAAUGAAUACCAAACAUGAUAUUUUUAAAUAAGGUAAUAAUUAUGUUAUCAAUUAUAUAUGUAUUAUGUGAUUACACCAAAUGUUCGGUCAUUUUUUAU
Messenger RNA from Zophobas morio, 5686 nucleotides. RefSeq lists its product as uncharacterized. Lineage: Eukaryota; Metazoa; Arthropoda; Insecta; Coleoptera; Tenebrionidae. Gene Ontology annotation, biological process: proteolysis. Gene Ontology annotation, molecular function: serine-type endopeptidase activity. Bases 276 to 5606 code for a protein of 1776 amino acids. The record is from RefSeq and is a predicted model, not a curated record. The transcript is spliced from 33 exons.